Molecule: messenger RNA, 772 nt
Organism: Bufo gargarizans (Asiatic toad)
Lineage: Eukaryota; Metazoa; Chordata; Amphibia; Anura; Bufonidae
Gene: PRELID3A
Product: PRELI domain containing 3A
Exons: 7
Coding region: 90-608 (172 amino acids)
Biological process (GO): phospholipid transport
Cellular component (GO): mitochondrial intermembrane space
Molecular function (GO): phosphatidic acid transfer activity
Source: RefSeq, a predicted model, not a curated record
GCCGGGCACACAUCUACAGGGCUGAGGACCCCGCUGCUGAGCGCCUCCAUCCUGCACUGAUACCUCAUCUCCCCUAACAGGACACAGACAUGAAGAUCUGGAGCUCGGAGCAUGUGUUCAGUCACCCAUGGGACACAGUCAUUAAGGCAGCCAUGCGGAAAUAUCCGAAUCCCAUGAAUCCUUGUGUAGUAGGUGUGGAUGUCUUUGAUCGGAGUCUGGAUAACCAAGGAAGGCUACACAGUUAUCGUCUCCUCAGCACGGAGUGGAGGCUGCCUGGCCUUGUGAGGGCGAUUCUUGGAACCAGCAGAACUUUGACAUAUAUUAAGGAGCAUUCUGUAGUGGAUCCAGUAGAAAAGAAAAUGGUCUUAAGUUCCACAAAUAUUUCACUUACAAAUUUGGUGUCCGUUGAUGAAAGGUUGGUUUACACCCCCCACCCGGAAAAUCCAGAAGAGACAGUACUGACACAAGAAGCCAUAAUUACUGUAAAAGGAGUCAGCUUAAGCAGUUACCUGGAAGGACUAAUGGCCAGCACUAUCUCAUCAAAUGCAAGAAAGGGGUGGGAUGCAAUUGAAUGGAUCAUUCAGAACUCUGAGAGCACAGUAAGCUAACAGUGACCGUCUCCGCUUUUUAUACUGACAAGGGAACAGUCAUUGACGCACUACUGACAUCGCGAAUGUACCUUCAAUGAAUGCUGUAUGAUCGCCAUUACGGACCAAUAACUUUUCCUCCAUCGAAAAUAUCUUCUAAUUCAUAUUUUGUAUGAAUAGUUUUU